AUGGAGAGAAACAGUACUGACAAAGGAAAAAAUAUCAUGAAGGAGGAGAAUGAAAGAGAGCGUAGUAUCCCUGAUGAUGUGAGUGAAAUGAUUCUCGAGAAGCUACCGCUCAAGUCCGUGGCCAGGUUCUGCAGCGUCAAAAAAAGGUGGGCUGAAAUGAUUACUAGUCAACAUUUCGCUCAAAGAUUCUUGUCUCAAUCCGUGUUAAAGCCUCGAAUACUAUUCACAUCCUUCAUAAGUCAAGAAAUAAGAGACGGACCCUCUUACCAGUGGUUCGGCUCCAUACUUCAGGUGAAGAAACCGGAGGUGUUGCGCCAAGAUCUGCUCGAUCAUCCACGCUUGCUGUGGGAUUCCCGUAUAUCCAUUGCCCAAACUGUCCUUGGUUUGGUGUGCUGCCACAACGAGAAAGGAAGGUCGAUGAUUUGUAACCUUAGUGGUGGCGGAAUGCUUAUGAACUUACCCAAUGUUGAUAUAUCCAAGAGGGAGGAGGCCGAUUUCUUACUUGGGUUUGAUCAACAUAACAAACAGUUCAAGGUCCUAUGUGUGAUUUGGGGUCCGUCACGCAUGGAGGCUCGCGUUCUAUCGCUCUUGGAUGGAAACAAUUCAUGGAGAAAAGUGGAUUGCAAGACUCCGCAUAUUCCUGUAUACCGGAGACUUUACUUAGAUGGUAAAGUUUAUUACGGAGCAGUUCGUCCGGAGAAUAGGAAAUUCUUUUUCGUAAUGUGCUUCGAUCUCCAAAAGGAAGAGUUAAGCGUCAUUCAAGUACCGGCGGAGGCCGACUGUGAUACUUUGGUGAACAUUAACAACAAGUUAGGCAUUGUCAGAAACUACUUUCCUCCCGAUCCAACACAACGUCCUCGUGGUAUUUGGAUUUAUGAGUCAAAAAUAUGGUCUGAACUACCAUAUAAAAUUUCCUUAGUUGGCCUAGUCAGUGAGAAAGUGCAUUAUGAUUGCAUUGGUACCAUUGGCACCGACCUUCUUGUAUUCGCACCCUAUCAUGUCAUUGGAGAUUACCUUCAUGUCGUUUACUAUGAUGCUAGUGCUGGCCGACACACUAUAACAAGGAUAAAUGGAGUUUUACCUACCUUCAAUUAUUGUUUUGAGGCUUUCCUGGACUACGUAGAGAAUCCAACACAUAGCUCCAUUGAGGGCAUUAAAAAGAUAUGUUCUCCAACGAGACACCCAUGUGAUGAAAUUAUCAGACCCGGAGCAGAAGAUGACGUUGUCGGAAAUCCGUAG
Molecule: messenger RNA, 1239 nt
Organism: Eruca vesicaria subsp. sativa (arugula)
Lineage: Eukaryota; Viridiplantae; Streptophyta; Magnoliopsida; Brassicales; Brassicaceae
Source: the annotation of a GenBank genome assembly